CCGCCGCCGCCGCCGCCGCCGCCGCCAAAGCCGCCGCCGACGCCGCCGCCGCCGCCGCCGCCGCCGCCGCCGCCGCCGCCGCUCGCCCCACCCCCACCCUUCUACGCCGACUUCGUAGAGAAGCUCGACGGGACGGUGGUCCUCAAGGAGCUGGAGAAGGAGCUGGGCGCGCUGCUCCCUGAGCGGUGGGCCCAGAAGGUCGCCGAACACGGGAGCGCGGUGCGCGAGUGGAGCCUGCGCCCCCUUGGCGACUCGCUAAAGCUAAACUUGGACGACCGGAACCGGACAUCCACUCCGAGUGCUCUCCCCCCCCUCCUUCGCGAUCUCGCUGAAGCUAAACUUGGCCAAGCCAUCUUCGCCAGUUCCCCGCUGGUGUUGGCGCUGGGAGUAGCCGGGUGGCUCUUCCUGGCGCUCUGCUUCUACCGCUGCUGCUGCCGGCGGCGCAAGCCGCCUCACAAGCGGCUCGUGGAGCCCGACGAGGAGGAGGCGCGGGGCGGCAUGCCAAGUCCGUGGCCGAAGCGCCCCUCCAAUGCCGAGCUGGAGGAGCAGGUGGGGGAGCUGAAGCUUAGGAUGAAGGAGGUGGGGGAGCUGGUGCUGCGCUGCGCCUCGCCG
Molecule: messenger RNA, 612 nt
Organism: Emiliania huxleyi CCMP1516
Lineage: Eukaryota; Haptophyta; Isochrysidales; Noelaerhabdaceae
Exons: 1
Cellular component (GO): cytoplasm
Source: RefSeq, a predicted model, not a curated record